GGUAAUGAAUAUUUAGCUUCUGACUGCACGUGCUUUGGCGUUCUCGCGUCGAACCUCGCCGCGUUUUAGACCCAGCAUGUCCCGACAUGCUGCUGCCUCGUCCGACCCACCAUGGAUGCCUUUGUGUCGCGGAAGAGGAGGCGCGUCGACACCGUUCACCCCGUCGUACAAGUUGAAUUGGCGGCGGAUCGACCAGAGGAGGAAUCGACCGACUUCAAAUUGGCUAUGCUAGCGUCCCUGCACCCAAGCAUCGAGGAAGGCACGUUGUUGGAAGCCCUGCUUGCUUCUGAAGGUAGUGUGGAGCACGCCUCGGAAGCUCUUUCGGCCAACCCCACUCCCAAGAAACGGCCGGCGUCUUCCAUCGGAUAUCAAUCGUCCUUGUCAUCUUACCGCGUUUCUCUGAACAGGACCGGGGCAACGAAAAAGCCGCUUGUGAAGAAAGGCAAAACCUUGUAUCUCUAUGCGCCGGAAGACAUCGAGGCCCACACACCAUGUUCCAUCAUCCACAAUUUCCUGCCACCUGAGCAAGCCGACGCACUGACGCGUGAACUGGUCGCAGAAUCCUCUUCCUACAACAAUAUUGAGUUCAAGUUGUUCGACAGAGUUGUCCAGAGUCCACACACUUUUUGUUUUUACGUCAAUAGUCUGGCCGAAGCCGAGGAGCAGAAGACAGAGUACACCUAUGAUGGACGCAAGGUCGAUGACGUGCGCCAAAGCACUCCAGAGAUGCUCCGAGCCUGCCCGCAGGUCGAAGACGCUGUCAACCAAGAGAUCCAGCGCCGCAUACGUGAUUCUUACCCAGAUGGGAAGAAGCUCAAGUACCAGACCCCGAAGCCCUGGAAGGCCAACACGGCGUUUGUCAACUGCUACGAUGGUCCCAAAGAGUGCGUUGGUUACCACUCUGACCAGCUUACCUAUCUCGGACCUCGCGCAGUAAUAGGUAGUCUGAGCCUGGGUGUUGCUCGUGAAUUUCGCGUUCGCAGGAUCUAUGCCGAGGACGAUCAGCAUCGCAAAGAAGACGGCUCGCUCGCAGAUGCUCAGGGUCAGAUUUCAAUCCAUCUGCCGCACAAUUCUCUUCUAGUCAUGCAUGCUGAGAUGCAAGAGGAGUGGAAGCACUCCAUCACUCCUGCCCAGGCCAUCGAUCCGCAUCCUCUUGCGAAGAACAAACGGCUCAACAUUACAUAUCGAUACUACAAGGAGAACUUGCACCCGAAGUACACACCCAAGUGCAAAUGCGGUGUGCCUACCGUACUCCGGUGUGUGACACGACAGAAGGAGAACCGAGGGAGGUAUAUGUGGAUGUGCCAUGUUUCUUACGUGCCAGGCAAAGAAGGAUGUUCAUUCUUCCAGUGGGCGGAGUUUGACGAGGAUGGAGAACCGCCUUGGACGAUCAAAUCCAGUUGCAAGAACCAGCAAACCUGACAAUCAAACGCGAUUGCAGGAAACGUUUCAUCUCAGGCCGCGACUGGAGCACUUCCGACCGACGCACAAGCUCCUAAGCGAGUACCAUCGCCUGACAACCGACCCCACACUGUUGUUAGACAUGCAUUCACCUGAGACGGCGAAAGGUGGUGUUGAGGUCAACGCCACACCCAGCCCCGCUGCAC
Messenger RNA from Paraphaeosphaeria sporulosa, 1607 nucleotides. RefSeq lists its product as uncharacterized. The coding region runs from base 112 to 1422 and encodes 436 amino acids. Gene Ontology annotation, biological process: DNA repair; DNA alkylation repair. Lineage: Eukaryota; Fungi; Ascomycota; Dothideomycetes; Pleosporales; Didymosphaeriaceae. Gene Ontology annotation, molecular function: dioxygenase activity; zinc ion binding. Gene Ontology annotation, cellular component: nucleus. The record is from RefSeq and is a predicted model, not a curated record. The transcript has a single exon.